AUGGUAUUUAAGAAACUUCGAGUCAAAUUGGGUAACCAAUUAAGCCAGGUGUUCCCCCCAGCACCUACCUUCACUGAAGACUCGCUGCCCGACCUCAAAGACAAGGUCUUCCUCGUGACCGGCGCCUCCACUGGCGUAGGCAAAGAACUGGCGCGCCUCCUCUACUCGCGCAAUGAUACCAUAUACGCCGCCGCGCGCUCAUUGGACAAAACAACAGCAGCGCUCGAGUGGAUCAAAGAGCAACACCCAUCCUCCAAAGGCAAACUAAGCCAUGUCCACCUCGACCUCAACGACCUCGAAGGCAUAAAACCCUCUGUUGAAAAGUUCCUCGCCCAGGAAUCCCGUCUAGACGUCCUCAUCAACAACGCAGGCGUCAUGAUGACCCCGCAAGGCUCAACAACAAAACAAGGUUACGAACAACAGCUCGGAACUAACUGCGUUGCCCCGUUUCUUUUCACUAAGCUGCUUACUCCGCUGCUGAUUGUGACGGCGAAGAAGGAACCUGCGGAGAGUGUAAGGGUGGUGUGGGUGUCGAGUUCGUUGGCAGAUGUAGCUGCGCCAAAGGGAGGGGUGGAUAUGCAGAAUUUGGACUAUAAGAAGAAUGCUGGGCCGACCACGAAGUAUUCGAUUAGUAAAGGGGGGAACAUUUUGCAAGCUCUCGAAUUUCAGAGAAGGUAUGGUGCAGAGGGGGUGGUCAGUGUUCCACUCAAUCCUGGAAAUCUCAGGACGGAACUUACCAGGCAUAUACCUGCGUGGCAGAAGAUGAUCAUUAAGUUCAUAUUGCAUCCGCCUGUGAACGGUGCGUAUACGGAACUUUUUGCGAGUUUGGCGCCCGAAGCUGCGAAGCUGAAGGAGAGCGAGUGGGUUGUGCCUUUUGGGCGCGUGAUGCCGUUGAGAAAGGACUACUGGGGUCAGGAGGGAAAGGAGACUGCAAAGGCGUUUUGGGAGUGGAACGAGCAGCAGGUUGAGCGUUAUACCUGAGAUUUGGAUGGACGAGGUGAAGGUAAUUAUACCGACAAUGUUUUGAGCGAUUUUUUCUGGUCAAAUAGUAGUAUGGAUUUCGACAUGAUAGAGAUUAGAUACUUAGAGCUGGAG
Molecule: messenger RNA, 1095 nt
Organism: Bipolaris sorokiniana ND90Pr
Lineage: Eukaryota; Fungi; Ascomycota; Dothideomycetes; Pleosporales; Pleosporaceae
Exons: 3
Coding region: 1-981 (326 amino acids)
Source: RefSeq, a predicted model, not a curated record